Messenger RNA from Panthera uncia (snow leopard), 2093 nucleotides. It is a transcript of the gene AMDHD1, whose product is annotated as amidohydrolase domain containing 1. Lineage: Eukaryota; Metazoa; Chordata; Mammalia; Carnivora; Felidae. Gene Ontology annotation, cellular component: cytoplasm. The coding region runs from base 74 to 1354 and encodes 426 amino acids. The record is from RefSeq and is a predicted model, not a curated record. The transcript has 9 exons. Gene Ontology annotation, molecular function: imidazolonepropionase activity.
CACCCUCCUCCGCCUGCUAGCCAGCCGCCGCACGAGCUCCGCGGCCACCCGGAGACCCGCGGCGCGCGGCGACAUGGCGGGCGGCCACCGCCUCCUGCUGGAGAACGCGCAGCAAGUGGUGAUGGUGUGCGCCCGCGGCGAGCGCUUCCUGGCGCGGGACGCGCUGCACAGCCUGGCCGUGCUGGAGGGCGCCAGCCUGGUGGUGGGCACGGAUGGGUUUAUAAAAGCCAUUGGUCGGGCUGAUGCUAUCCAAACACUGUUUUCUGAAGAAACGUUUGAAGAAAGAAUUGACUGUUCUGGGAAAUGCAUCUUGCCAGGUUUGGUGGAUGCACACACACAUCCAGUCUGGGCUGGUGAAAGAGUUCACGAGUUUGCAAUGAAGUUGGCAGGAGCCACGUACAUGGAAAUUCACCAGGCUGGAGGAGGCAUCAACUUCACUGUGGAGCACACGCGCCAAGCCUCGGAGGAGGAGCUAUUCUGCUCCUUUCAGCAGCGGUUGCAGUGCAUGAUGAGGGCGGGCACCACACUGGUGGAGUGCAAGAGCGGAUACGGCCUCAACCUGGAGACGGAGCUCAAGAUGCUGCGUGUGAUUGAGCGCGCUCGGCGCCAGGGGCCCAUCGGCAUCUCGGCCACUUACUGCGGGGCUCACUCAGUGCCAAAAGGAAAGACUGCUACAGAAGCUGCUGAUGAAAUCAUCAAUAACCACCUCCCAAAGCUGAAGGAGCUUGGCAGCCGUGGGGAAAUACACGUGGACAAUAUAGAUGUGUUCUGUGAGAAAGGCGUCUUUGAUCUCAAUUCCACCAGAAGGAUUCUUCAAAGUGGAAAAGAUCUAGGAUUACAGAUUAACUUUCAUGGGGAUGAACUCCAUCCUAUGAAGGCUGCUGAGCUGGGAGCUGAGCUGGGAGCUCAGGCGAUCAGUCACCUGGAAGAAGUGAGCGAUGAAGGCAUCGCUGCCAUGGCAACGGCCAGGAGCUCCGCUGUCCUCCUGCCCACCACUGCCUACAUGCUGAGACUGAAGCAACCUCGGGCUAGGAAGAUGUUAGAUGAAGGGGUAAUCGUUGCUCUGGGCAGUGAUUUCAACCCUAACGCAUAUUGCCUUUCAAUGCCAAUGGUCAUGCAUCUGGCCUGUGUGAACAUGAGAAUGUCCAUGCCUGAGGCCUUGGCGGCUGCCACUAUCAAUGCAGCUUAUUCGCUGGGAAAAUCUCACACACAUGGAUCUCUGGAAGUUGGUAAGCAGGGAGAUCUCAUUAUCAUCAAUUCGUCCAGAUGGGAGCAUUUGAUUUACCAGUUUGGAGGCCAUCACGAAUUAAUUGAAUAUGUUAUAGCUAAAGGAAAAGUCAUCUACAAAAAAUGAAAGAUCUAAAAAGAAAGAGAAGACUCUUCGACUGUAUAAGUCAAUGCAGUUGUAGUAAAAGUUAAAAUACCAUAGUAAUUUACCAGGGUGAUGUCAGAUAUAUUUCAGUGCUUUGUUAAUCCACUUGAAAAAACCAAGAGAUAAAUUUAUUUUCUUUUAACAUGUGUACCUGGACAUAUAAAUAAGUAAAUCAAUUGGAUCAUAAUCUUAUAACAUUAAAUCAUCUCACAGAGAUUUGUUACAAAUGUUUUGAAGAUUAAUAUGAUGGAGUAUCACCAAAAUGCCUUUGUGGGGAAAGCAGAUUGGCAAUUAGGUAGACACGGCUUGGAAAUCCCAUUUUAUUUCUGCUUUUCAAGUUUCAGUUUUUAAACUACAUUUAGUGAAAAUUAGGGGAUGGUGAGAAAUCCGAGUGAUAUGCCCCAAACUAAGCACGUGUAGCCUUCUAUAAUAGGCUAGUCCUUUCCCCACAUAGUUUGUCUUUACAGAUGUUCUUUGAAUGAAUUAGUGUCUCCUAUGGGAGGGUGUCCCUAUAUUUCUAAUUUCUUCUCAAUUCUAACAAUAGAGCUGCACAACAGAUUUCAAGGCUUGUCAUUUUAUACAUGGGUACAGGGGCCUUCCUCGAAAGGAUGCAUUUUGACCAAAUCCAUUAAUGCGAUUUUUAAAAGUCGUUUUUAAGUUUUUGAUUGUUCACAUUACAAAUGUGUAACAAAAUUUUUGUAGCUCUCAAUAAAUUUUGUAG